Molecule: messenger RNA, 1551 nt
Organism: Hevea brasiliensis (rubber tree)
Lineage: Eukaryota; Viridiplantae; Streptophyta; Magnoliopsida; Malpighiales; Euphorbiaceae
Product: cytochrome P450 81Q32-like
Exons: 2
Coding region: 1-1551 (516 amino acids)
Molecular function (GO): heme binding; monooxygenase activity; oxidoreductase activity, acting on paired donors, with incorporation or reduction of molecular oxygen
Source: RefSeq, a predicted model, not a curated record
AUGGAUGCUGCUAACUUGACUUUGGCACUCCUCCUCUUCUUCUUCUUCUUUUUUCUCUUUUUUUCAAAGCUCAUUACCCAGAAUUUUGCAAACUUCAGAAACCUUCCACCAAGCCCACUUGCUCUGCCAAUUAUAGGUCAUCUAUAUUUGUUGAAGGAACCAGUUCAUCGAACUCUACACCAACUUUCAGAGAAGCAUGGCCACAUCUUAUUUCUCAAGUUUGGAGCCCGAAAUGUCCCUGUAGUAUCCUCACCAACUGCAGUAGAAGAAUGCUUCACAAAGAAUGACAUUAUCUUUGCUAAUCGCCCUCAGUUGCUUGCUGGAAAACAUCUAAAUUACAACUACACCACAAUAGGAUUAUCUUCCUAUGGGGACCACUGGUGCAACCUCCGGCGUCUUACAACAAUAGAGCUCUUCUCUACAAGCCGCCUAGCCACAUUCUCUGGCAUUCGGGAGCAGGAAGUUAGGCAAUUGCUGAAGCAACUGUUCCAAGAUUCCAGCACCAGCUCAAUAAGGGUGAAGCUUGGAACAAGAUUGGUGGAUAUUUCAUUCAAUAGUAUGCUGAGAAUGAUAGCAGGGAAGAGGUGUUAUGGAAAAGAUGUGAAGGAUGAAGAAGCAAAGGAAUUUCAAGAAAUAAUGAGAGAGGUAGUGGAACUUCAUCGGAAUUCAAAUUUAGGUGAUUUCCUCCCUGUGCUCCGGUGGGUGGAUUUUCAAGGAGUGGAGAAAAGGAUGGUGAAAUUGAUGAAGAAACAAGACAAGUUUUUCCAGCACCUCCUGGAUGAACACCGAACAAGGACCGAUUCAUCUAUAGAUUUGGAUAAGCUUGAUGCAAGCAACAAAGAACAGAAAAAACAAACUUUGAUUGAUCUUUUGUUAUCGAUGCAAAAAACAGAUGCAGAUUUCUACACUGAAAAAACAAUCAAAGGCCUUAUUCUGGCAUUGCUAGUUGCUGGGACUGAAAGUUCAGCAACGACCACUGAAUGGGCAUUAUCACUUCUCCACAACCAUCCAGAUGCUAUGCACAAGGCUUGGGUGGAGAUAAACAGUCACGUGGGAGAAGACCGCCUGCUUGAUGAAUCAGACCUGCCACAACUGAAUUACCUACAAAAUGUAAUUAAUGAGACAUUUAGGUUGUUUCCACCAGUCCCAAUUCUCCUGCCACAUGAAUCAUCCGAAGAUUGCACUGUUGGUGGUUUUCAUGUGCCAGGAGGCACAAUGCUACUAGCCAAUCUAUGGACCAUUCACAGGGACCCUAAACUGUGGACUGAUGCAACAAAAUUUAUGCCAGAAAGAUUUGAAAGUGAGGAUGGUGAGGGGUAUCAUUUAAUUCCAUUUGGUGUUGGAAGGCGGGCUUGUCCUGAGGCAAAGUUGGGCAGGCGAGUUAUAGGGCUGACAUUGGGAGCCUUGAUUCAGUCGUUUGAGUUGGAAAGGAUUGGUGAGGAGGAUAUUGAUAUGAUGGAGGGAACAGGACUCUGCAUGCCCAAAGCUGAGCCCUUAGAGGCUUUGUGCAAACCACGCAGAGCCAUGAUCAAUCUCCUCUCCUGCUUGUAA